AUGUCGGAACCAACACUCUCCAGCAUGGCACCUCUGCCGCCACAACGAGAUCCAAGGCGAGCCCUAAGGAUCAAGACCACUUCCGCAAUCCCCACUGGUAUCAGCAUAAGCAACGAGCAAAUUGACGUUUGGGACAGGGCUCUUGAGCUCUAUCGGUACUCCAUCCACGAUGAACAAUGGCAGGUCGCUGCAGAGGAUUUCACCAUGCUUGCAGAAGACAUUGAAUCCAACAUGGAGAGCACUCUGUGUCUGCUCAAUGCUGCAAUCAUUUUCUCCAGGCUUGGAGUCUUCGCCGCAGUAUCGAGGGUCAUCGACCAAGCACAACCAUCAGGACUUCUCGUUUCUCUGACGAUGUUCAUCCUAGCAUAUGUCGAGCUCCAGCGGGAGAACUUUGCCAAAGCCGAAGAUUGCUUCAAAGUCGUCCUGGAAGGUCUCGACAAGUCCUCGCAGGAUUACAAAUGUCUAGGCCUCGACUUCACGUUGAACGUCGCUGAUGUUCGCUACAAUCUGUUCAUUUUAAGGACGACCAAGCAGAAUCGUUACGAAGUUCUCGAGACCCUUGGUCAGCUCCCAAUAGAGGGCAUCUUUAGUGCACCGGCACGAUCUGAGAUUGUAGCGUCGGGCACUACGAAGGACAGAAGCCCGACCAUCGGCUCUGAGGUCAGCAAUGUUGACGACAGCGAGGCGACACCUUCGCUGUCCAAUGGUAGCUCACGGCCAUCAUCAACGGCGUCUCCAGCUGGCAAAGGGUAUUUCGACGACUGGCAAGGCGAUGCAUGGGUAUCAUCUUCCAGAUCAUUGUCAAACGUCGAGCUAGCAUCAUCUGAAGCUGAGCAACGGCGAUGGAGCGGCAGUUUCGACGAGAAAGAGCCGUCAAUGAGUCUUAGCAUCGUAUCAACAGGAUACAACCCAUACAGCCUUUCAGAGGGACAUCCUGAUUCACCAAGCCUCAAGAGGAAGUCCACUGAGGAGCACUUGGCAGCUAUUCCAACGCGCAACUUCAACUUCGAGCCCCGCGAAGCUCGAGUAGGAUCAAUGACUACGCAAUACCUUGCAGACUUCGUUCGUGACCUACCCUCGAGCGAGACCCCAGAGCCACCGUCUAGAAAUCCACAGCGCACCGGCUUGGAACCAAUGUUCGAGAACAUUACGAUCCGAGACGAUACCAAAUCACUCCCACCAACGCCAUUGACCAUCCACUCCCGUCACGACAGCGCCAACUCCAUGCCUACAGACAUCCACCCUGCGCUCCGACCCAUCCCCGAACAAGAGCCAGCAGAAUCUUCAGAACAAUUCAGUACCCUCCGCAUGGACAACCCAGUCUCCCGCCCAGGCUUCAAACGCUUCAACUCCACUGCCUCAAUCAAAAGUGGAAUGUCAGCAGUCAGUAAGCUCGGCAGCAUCGCACCAUCCUUGAACAACUUCCACUACACCUGGAGAGGCGGAUUACAAUACGAGGAUCUAGACAAUCCCAAGCCGCCGAAGGUAUAUGUUCCCCCAGCAAAGCCGGCUUCGCCGUAUGCGGGACACUCCUUCUUUGCGACUUGGGGAAGCCAGAUGGGGUCGUUGUGGGGGAAGGGUACGAUGGAGAGUGUAGGGAUGAUGGCGAGGCAAGGGAACAUGAGGACGAGGAGCAUUAGGAGGGGAGGUACGAAGAGGAUAGGAUUGACGUCGUCGACGUGA
Fulvia fulva is the source of this 1683-nucleotide messenger RNA. RefSeq lists its product as uncharacterized. The transcript has a single exon. Bases 1 to 1683 code for a protein of 560 amino acids. Gene Ontology annotation, molecular function: protein binding. The record is from RefSeq and is a predicted model, not a curated record. NCBI's taxonomy places the organism in Eukaryota, Fungi, Ascomycota, Dothideomycetes, Mycosphaerellales, Mycosphaerellaceae.